AUGGCACAGAAAACUGGUCAGAGUGUCCAGAUGGGAAGUUCUGUUCAGUUUUCAGACAACUGCACCAGAAGAAGGGAACAAGCUAGCGACUUCACUCAGAGACAGCAGUCAGCCUGCUCAGGGGGAAUUGUCAAGGUCACAUCUUUUGCCUCCACCAUCAACCCCAACAUCGUCGCCUCCAUGUUGAAGGUGGCAAAAAAGUGCUUGGUCACUGAGGAUGCUGAAAAGCUGGACAAAGACUUUUGUGCGAUCCAAACCAAGCUGAACAGCAUCUACCAGGUCAAUCAGCAGACCCUGAAGCAAAUACACCUUGACGAAGUCAAUGAGACCUGCAGCAAGUAUGCCGAACACAUAAACCACCAAUACAACGCUCUCAACACUAUGAUGGAACAGGUAAAGAAGGAUCCGGAAUGUUCCCAGGACUACAUGAAGGAGUUCCAAAUAGUCUACGAGGGGGACAAGAGUGAAAUGAGUCUGAACGUCUUCUACUCUGGCGUUUUAGGGAAAAACACUUUUGCGUCAAGGCCACUGCUCGAGGUUUACUUUGAGCACUGCAAUGGAAACCAAAGCAUCAUGAAAUCAAAAUGCUUCUUCCUGGCCAAUCUCUUUCAUACUGGAAUGAUAACUCUGAUGGCAUACACAAUCAUAACCGAGGAUGAUGAGGAUCAUGUUAUGGAGAGAUGGUUGCCUAGAGUAGCAGAGAUCCAGGCAAAGAUGGAGGAAGUUCUGGAACGAUGUGAUGGGAACUGAUUAUUACCUUGCACCACCAAACCUUUGUGAAUGCAGGGUUUUAAAGCCUUUAAUAAAGCAAACAUUUUGUGGUUACAAUAUGACAAAAGCAAAUGUCACAACCAUCUUUAUUUACAUCCAUGUAGCCCAGUGUAGCCUAUAUCCACAAAUUCUUUGGAA
Molecule: messenger RNA, 909 nt
Organism: Osmerus eperlanus (European smelt)
Lineage: Eukaryota; Metazoa; Chordata; Actinopteri; Osmeriformes; Osmeridae
Gene: rpz2
Product: rapunzel 2
Source: RefSeq, a predicted model, not a curated record